AUGGCCGCGUGCUCCGUCGCCGUGCUGCUGGCACUCGAGGCAUGGCGGGCCUUUGGCGGCAGCACAUCUAUGAUCCGCCCUGAAGACGCCCUGCCUGGAAGGAGCGCUCCAAUGGAGGUGAGCGAGCAGCACUACGUGCUGAAGAACCCCAUGAGGGGGCCAUGGCCUACAGGCAUGCAGAAGUUCGUCUUUGCCAAUGGCUGCUUCUGGGGCAGCGAGAAGGGCAUCUGGCGUCUGCCCUACGGCAUCUUCUCCACGGCCGUCGGCUAUGCUGCAGGUUUCACGCCCAACCCCAGCUAUGAGGAGGUGGUCACAAGCCGAUCUGGGCACGCCGAGGCCGUACAAGUCAUCUUCGACCCUCUCAAGAUCGACUUGGUUGACGUCCUUCGGUGGUUCUGGGAGGCUCAUGAUCCCACGCAGCAUAUGGGACAAGGCAAUGACGUGGGCACCCAGUACCGCAGCGGUCUCUAUUACUUUGAUGAGGACCAGAAAGAGCUAUUCCUGGCCAGCCGCCAGGCGUACCAGGAGGCUCUUCGAGCUGCCGGAGUCGCAUCAGACGCCUAG
This is a messenger RNA of Effrenium voratum, 564 nucleotides long. The record is from the annotation of a GenBank genome assembly. NCBI's taxonomy places the organism in Eukaryota, Dinophyceae, Suessiales, Symbiodiniaceae.